Molecule: messenger RNA, 4260 nt
Organism: Physella acuta
Lineage: Eukaryota; Metazoa; Mollusca; Gastropoda; Physidae
Product: E3 UFM1-protein ligase 1
Biological process (GO): regulation of proteasomal ubiquitin-dependent protein catabolic process; response to endoplasmic reticulum stress; protein K69-linked ufmylation
Cellular component (GO): endoplasmic reticulum membrane
Molecular function (GO): UFM1 ligase activity
Source: RefSeq, a predicted model, not a curated record
UGUUGUCAACAUGGCUGAUUGGGAAGAGGUCCGGCGACUAGCAGCUGAUUUUCAAAAAAUCCAGUUAUCUACUGCAAAACAAAAAUUGUCUGAACGCAAUGUUAUAGAACUUGUUACCAAACUUAUUGAGCUGCACUUGGUUGAUGUUCUGUACACUUCUGAUGGAAAGACCUAUGUUACACAUCAGCAGUUGGUGAAGGAAAUUAAAGAUGAACUUAUUGUUCAUGGAGGAAGAAUCAAUCUUGUGGAUCUUCAACAACUGCUCAAUGUGGACUUCAGCCAUAUUGAGUCUAAGGUCAAUGACAUGGUCAGGCAUGACGGCCACCUCACUUUGGUGCUUGGUCAGCUGAUUGAUAAUUCUUACCGUGAGCAUUUGGCUGAAGAGAUCAAUGACCAGCUUCAAGAAAAGGGUCAUGUGACAAUAAUAGAGCUGACAAAGGCGUAUGAUUUACCUGCUGAUUUUUUGAGAGAGGUAAUUGAUCAGAACCUGGGAAAGCGCAUUAAAGGACAGAUAGAUAACUACGAUAAAGAUGUGGUUUUUACUGAGGCUUUUGUUACUCGCAUGAAGGCACAGAUAAGAGGAGCACUAUCUGCAGUCACUCUGCCAACAACAAUUGGUCCAAUUCGACAGGCCAUUGGAUGCCAGGAGCAUCUGUUUCACACCAUCCUUGAUGAGCUAAUCUCCAGUGCUCGGCUGAUGGGCAGUUUAUCUGGCAGCAGAGUGGACAAGUCUCAGUUCCUUCCAGACAUCUACACCAGGGCUCAGAGCGAAUGGGUGGAUUCCUUCUACAGGCAGAAUGGCUACCUAGAAUUUGAUGCCAUUUCUCGGCUGGGUAUAUCUGACCCUAAAGGCUAUGUGAAGAAGAAGUUCAAGUCAGAGCAGCUGGUCUUCCUGAGCUCAUGCUGUGUGGGUCCCGUCAUCUCAGAACAAGUUCAGUACACUGUAGACGAGGCACUGAACCAGGGUGUUUGGGUGGACAUUAUGACUGUGCUUCCCUCUGUUCUGAGCCGAAAAGAUGCCUCCGAGCUGCUGUCAAACUGUUUAAAGACACGCCCCAAUGCCAUUGUCUGUGAUUCGACCAUAGUGGCCAGUGAUAAAUUAAUAUCUAACAGCCUUCCUGUUUUCACUGAUUUGAUGAAUGAAAAAGCAGAAAGGGCAUCCAAGUCCCACCCCGCAGUCUUAUCAAAUGACACACCAUCCAGUCAAGAAGACAACAAACACAGCAAGUUAUCUGGUGUGGAUGACGGGAGCUCCGCCAGAGAGGAUAAAAAAGAACAAAGGCGUAAAAAGGCUGCAGUUGCUGGCACCACCAAGAAAGAAGGCACUGGGGGUCGAGAGGUCAAGACCAAAUCUACCAAGAAGAAAGGUCGAGGCAGGGAGGUGGAUGAAGGGUCAGAUGAAGAGGCAGCAGCACCCAGCAAGGGGAAGCAAGCUAGUGACGGCAAGCAGGAGUUGCGGUUCAUGAGUGUUAAUGAAAUAGAAGAGGUCUUAAAAAAACAGCAGAAUUUGAAAGAAUGUCCUAAAGAGCUACUGUCUGAAAUAGCUGUAAAAUUACAUAGACCACUGACACGGCAGUACCAGGAAGUGGCCAAAUCAAUUUUCAUGAAAACUUCAGGACCAGACAGAAAAAAAACAGCAGCAGAGAUUCAGGAUAAAGUUAACAUCAUGUGGAUCAAUGCUCGCCUCUUUGAGAAGGGAGCUAAACUUUUUGAAGACCCCGUCCAAACCAACGUGGUCAAGCACUUGUUGAAGACUGUCUGCUCUGAUUUGACCAACACAGUGGUGCUAGCUCUGGCCAGUGACAACAUGGUCAGGGUGUCCAGCUCGAAUGAUGACCAGCUGACACCUGAGGCAAGGCUUAGAGUGAUCAGCACACUACCAAAAGAGUCGCAGGAACCCCUGACAAAGCUCCACAACUCACUCAACGGUCAGAGCCUGGACGACUUCUUUCACCAGCUGGAGUUGCUGUGUGGUCCGGCACAUUUGGGCAUUCUGCUGAAGAAACCAGACAAAAGAAAAGAAAGGCAGCUGGUGUUCAACCAUCGCACCAGCCUGAGUGAGCAGCUAAAAGCUGAGACUGACCCAGCCAUGAGCCUGCACCUGGCCGCUGUCCUCCUGUUCCAGACCAUGACCCAGUGCAUGCUCCACGUCCCAGGUCGCAUGGUGCCCAGCGUCAUCCAGUACCUGAUCUCUCACCUGGAGGCUGAGAAAAUGGCUGUGUUGACUCACUUUCAAGACCUAAUUGUGAAACAAGUGAAAUUGAAGACAGAACCAGACAACGAGCAGAUUGUAGAAGUGGCCAAAGAGUUGUCCUCCUUGUUGGACUCUGUCAAAGACAUUGCCCUCAACACCAAGAGACAACAUGCAACAGGGGAUGAGUAGAUGAUGGUCAUUGGUUUGAUGGACAUUUGUGAGCUGGGAACCUAUGAUGGACAUUAGUGAGCUGGGAACCUAUGAUGGUCAUUUGUGAGCUGGGAACCUAUGAUGGUCAUUUGUGAGCUGGGAACCUAUGAUGGACAUUUGUGAGCUGGGAACCUAUGAUGGACAUAUGGAUGACGGCCGAUUGGGUUGAUGAAUAUUUGGAUGAUGGUCAUUGGUUGGAUGGACAUUUGUGAACUGGGAACCUAUGAUGGACAUUUGUGAACUGGGAACCUAUGAUGGACAUUUGUGAACUGGGAACCUAUGAUGGACAUAUGGAUGACGGCCAAUUGGGUUGAUGGACAUUUGUGAACUGGGAACCUAUGAUGGACAUUUGUAAGCUGGGAGCCUAUGAUGGACAUAUGGAUGACGGCCAAUUGAGUUGAUGAAUAUUUGGAUGAUGAUCAUUGGUUUGAUGGACAUUUGUAUACUGGGAACCUGUAUGAUGGACAUUAGGUUUGAUGGACAUUUGUAUACUGGGAACCUGGAAUAUGGACAUUAGGUUUGAUGGACAUUUGUAUACUGGGAACCUGGAAUAUGGACAUUUGGGUGAUGGUCGUUGGGGGUGAUGGAUAUUUGGAUGAACAUUUUGGCUCUCGGACAUUUUAAUGUUUGAUACUAGAGGAUUGUGCGUUCUCAAAAAGUGAUGUACUGGCUGCUAGUAGAAGAUGUUGUAAUUAUUAAACAAUUGUUUUUUUUUUUACUGGGUGAUAAGGUUUAUUCUAGGGCUUGAGAUUAUACGACUGUAUGGGUGUAAGAGUGAGCAUUUUAAAUUUAUAAGGAAUAUUAGGUGCGUAAGAUUCCACUUCAGAUUUUUAAAAGCUUUUUAGGUCUGUCAGAUAUAAAUUUUCAGGUGUAAAUCUGGAUAUAUUAUGUGGCUUUACAUUUGUAAAGCUGAAUUUAUGGUGUUGUUUUACAUGUGAACCUGAAUAUAAUAUUUGGUUUUAUGUGUAUUGUUCUGUUGUUUGAGAAAGAAAAAUUUUAAAACUUUGUCUGAAUCUUUACUGAAGUGCCUGUCUGAUUUAUGUGGUCCAGAUUAUAAUUCAUUAAAAGAAACAAAUGUGAUUGAACUAUUCCUAAUAAUCUAAUGUUAAUGCUUAAUUCUGUUUUAUUUUUUUCUCAUGUUAAAAUUUCAUGUUUCUUAUUUGUUUGUUCUAUGAAGUACACUUAAAGAUUCCCAGCAUUUAUUAUUUACUACUGAUGACUUAUGUAAUGUAUGAAUCCUUUUAUGAGUAAUUGUCACAAAAGGGACUUUCAUUGGUGGAAUAAGAAACUUUGCACCAAUAGCUGUUUUGAACUAGAGUUACCAAAAUUUUCAUUACUUCAAAACUAAUCCACAUAAUAUUAUUUGUGCAUAUAACACAAUAGUUUAUAAUUUAAUAUUUUGUGUAGGAAGUAUUAAGUUAAAAAUGUCUAAAGUAGGUCUGUAUUUAUUUUAUUUCAUUUUGUGUCAGAAAUUUCUUCAAGAGAAUAUCAAGACAAUUCUUCGAGAGAGUAUUUCAACAGUCAAAUGUUUUUGACAUUUAAGGAUAAUUUAUCCUUAGUUAUUUUACAGCUAGGAAAACCUUUUUUUUUUUUUUGCUGAAGUCAUUUUAAACAUAACAUCAUAUUUAUUUAAGAUAGAUUAUUUAUUUAUUUAAGAUAACUUUUAAUACCUUUGACUUGUGAAUAUGUCCUGUCAAUAAAUUAUUUUAAGAACAUUUAUUUUAAAAUUGCUGUCUACAAUAUUUUUUUUUUACAUAACUUAUGCAUAUUUUUCUUGAUACAGCACACAGAAUUUCAGUUUAAUUUUUUUUAGCUACAAACAAAAAUAACAGUUUUAAUCAAUUCAUUUUACACCA